Molecule: messenger RNA, 1608 nt
Organism: Annulohypoxylon maeteangense
Lineage: Eukaryota; Fungi; Ascomycota; Sordariomycetes; Xylariales; Hypoxylaceae
Product: carotenoid oxygenase
Exons: 3
Coding region: 98-1561 (487 amino acids)
Biological process (GO): carotene catabolic process
Molecular function (GO): carotenoid dioxygenase activity
Source: RefSeq, a predicted model, not a curated record
UGUUUGAAGAUGAUAUUCAUUUCGUAAGUUGGCUCUUAAUCGAAAGGCUGCUUCGCGCCAACGGACUGCUACUAACUUCUUGACUGGUAGAACGGAGAUGCCAUCGCGUAAAUCAGGCGCCGUCACAGCAAUCCAAAUUAAAGAUGGACACGCGAACUUCAAACAACGAUACGUCCGAACGGAUAAGUUUCUCAAGGAAGAAGAAGCGAAACAGGCCCUAUUCGGACGAUACCGAAACCCAUACACAGACAAUGAGAGUGUUAAGGGCGUCAUCCGCACCGUCAGCAACACCAAUAUCACCUUCUGGCGUGGCAUGCUCCUAGCGAGCAAGGAAGACGGCCCGCCGUACGCCAUGGACCCCGUAACCCUAGAGACAAUCGGGCGCUACGAUUUCGAGGGCCAGAUCACGGCCCCGACGUUCACCGCACACCCCAAGUUCGACCCGGAUACCGGCGAGAUGCUGUGUUUCGCGUACGAAGCUGGGACCAAUGGCUCGGACUGUGAGGUCGAUACCGUGAGCUGGACGUUCGACGCCGAGGGGCGUAAGACGGAAGAGCUCUGGUUCAAGGCGCCGUUCGCGGGCAUGAUCCACGACUGUGGCAUUUCGAAGAAUUACCUGGUGCUCCCCCUGACUCCGCUGAAGAUGUCGCUCGAGCGGCUGAAAGCGGGUGGGAAUAAAUUCGCUUGGGACCCUAACGAGGAUCAGGUCUAUGGUAUAGUGCCGAGACGUGGCGGUAAACCGGAGGACGUGAAGUGGUUUCGGGCUGACAAUGCCUUCCACGGCCACGUAGCAGGGUGUUACGAAAACGAAGACGGCCACGUAAUCUUCGACCUAACCGUCGCCGACGGCAACGUCUUCUUCUGGUUCCCGCCCGACGGGGAGAAGCCCGACCUAGCCGGCCGCCAACGUCUUAGCAGCCCUACGUGCCGGUGGGUAUUCGACCCGGCCGCGAAAACGGGGACGCGUGUUACGCCGACGGUCGAGUGGAGCACGUCGGGGGAGUUCUCGCGCAUCGACGAUAGGUACGUGACGAAGAAGUACUCGCACUUCUGGCAGCUGCGCGUGGAUCCCACGCGCCCGUACGAUUUCGCGCGGUGUGGACCGCCGGCUGGUGGGUUGUUUAAUUGUAUGGCGCAUUAUACGUGGGAUGAUUCCGACCCGAAUAAGACUGGUGCCGAGGAUGUGUACUUCGCGGGCCCAACGGCGACGUUCCAGGAGCCGGUGUUCAUCCCUAAGGAUGGCGGUGCUGAGGGCGAGGGGUAUCUGGCCGCGCUCAAGAAUAACCUCGAUGAGCUGCGCAAUGAUGUGGUUAUUUGGGAUGCUCAGAACCUCGCGAAGGGACCGUUGGCGACUUUGCAUCUGCCGCUGAGACUGAGGCUCGGGUUCCACGGGAAUUUUGUCGAUCAUAGAGAUAUCGAGGCUUGGCAAGAGCGAAGGGCGGGUGACUUGGGACCGGUCCAACCAGCCAAAGAACCGCUUCCCUGGCAGAAAGCCCUUGCGGCGAAUGGUGUUGGGGGUCGUCAGAAUGGCACUGUAAAUGGGACUAAUGGGUCUUUGUAAAUGGGGGCGAUAUUUCUAUGAAUAAAUAUGCAUUGGUUGCUGGAUAA